Myotis davidii is the source of this 3020-nucleotide messenger RNA. RefSeq names its product ubiquitin specific peptidase 16 (gene USP16). The coding region runs from base 274 to 2751 and encodes 825 amino acids. Gene Ontology annotation, cellular component: cytosol; nucleus. The transcript is spliced from 18 exons. Gene Ontology annotation, biological process: regulation of cell cycle; regulation of gene expression. Gene Ontology annotation, molecular function: cysteine-type deubiquitinase activity; zinc ion binding; cysteine-type endopeptidase activity. The record is from RefSeq and is a predicted model, not a curated record. Lineage: Eukaryota; Metazoa; Chordata; Mammalia; Chiroptera; Vespertilionidae.
CGCUGACUGAGGUUUCUUGAUGUUUUACAGCUGGCACCCGGUGCCGCCUCCUCCUGACUCAUUAGAGGCCCCGCUCAGAUGUCAGAAUGUCACUGGGGCUGUUUCUGCUGCAUUGAAGGCGGGACCCGCACGGUCCAGGCGCAGCUCAUCCUCGGGUUUCCCUCCAGGCAGUUCCGAGAGCGCGGCCGUCGCCGGCGGACGCCACCUCCUCCACUGGCUGCUUCCUUCUCUUAUUAUUAUUUUGUGUCGGGAAGUAAUCCAUGAAGUGCCAACAUGGGAAAGAAACGGAUAAAGGGAAAAAUUGUUCCAGUUGAUGAUUCUUCUGAAUCUUUAGAACCUGUGUGCAGGCACAUUAGAAAAGGACUGGAACAAAGUAUUCUGAAAAAGGCGUUAGUGAAUGUGGAAUGGAAUGUUUGCCAAGACUGUAAGACAGACAAUAAAGUGAAAGACAAACCUGAAGAAGAAACAGGAGAAACCCCUCCCGUUUGGCUGUGUCUUAAGUGUGGCCAUCAGGGCUGCGGCAGGAACUCGCAGGAGCAGCACGCUCUGAAGCACUACCUGACGCCGAGGUCCGAGCCCCACUGCCUGGUGCUCAGCUUGGACAACUGGAGUGUCUGGUGUUACCUAUGUGAUGAUGAGGUCCAGUAUUGCAGUUCAAACCGAUUGGGUCAGGUGGUUGAUUAUGUUAGGAAACAAGCCCGUCUUACAGCUCCAGAAUCAGCAGCAAAAGAUAAUGGUAGCAUUGAACUUGAAAAUAAAAAAUUAGAGAAGGAGAGUAAAAAUGAACAAGAGAGAGAGAAAAAGGAAAACAUGGCUAAAGAAACUUCCAUGAAUUAUACUUCUCAAAUAACUGUGAAAGGACUCAGUAAUUUGGGAAACACGUGUUUCUUCAAUGCAGUUAUGCAGAACUUGUCACAAACACCAGUGCUAAGAGAACUACUGAAAGAAGUAAAAAUGUCUGGAACCAUUGUAACAAUUGAGCCGCCUGACUUGGCACUAACAGAGCCCUUGGAAAUUCACCUUGAGCCUCCGGGCCCUCUUACUUUGGCCAUGAGCCAGUUUCUCAGUGAGAUGCAAGAGACCUCAAAGGGAAUUGUGACGCCUAAGGAACUCUUCUCCCAGGUCUGUAAGAAAGCAGUGCGCUUCAAAGGCUACCAGCAGCAAGACAGCCAGGAGCUGCUCCGGUACUUACUGGACGGGAUGAGAGCAGAAGAACACCAAAGAGUGAGUAAAGGAAUUCUUAAAGCAUUUGGUAAUUCUACUGAAAAAUUGGAUGAAGAACUAAAAAAUAAAGUUAAAGAUUACGAGAAGAAAAAAUCAGUGCCGAGUUUUGUGGACCGCAUCUUCGGUGGGGAGCUCACGAGCACAAUCAUGUGUGACGAGUGCAGAACGGUCUCCUUGGUUCAUGAGUCUUUCCUUGACUUGUCUCUACCAGUUUUAGAUGAUCAGAGUGGUAAGAAAAGUAUAAAUGAUAAAAAUCUGAAAAAGACAAUGGAGAACGAAGAUAAAGACAGCGAGGAAGAAGAUAACGACACUUACAUAAAAGAGAGAAACGAUACCCCGCCAGGAAUAAGCAAGCACUUGCAGAAAAAAGCAAAGAAGCAAGCCAAAAAGCAAGCCAAGAACCAGCGAAGGCAACAAAAAAUUCAAGGAAAAGUUCUUCAUUUAAAUGAUGUCUGUGCCUUGGGCCAUCUUGAAGAUGAUGAAUGUGAGACUGAAAUGUCAGUUGAGGGAGAAGUGGAUAUUAAAUCCGACCAUAUCUCACAAGAGGAAGUUAUAAAUAAAGAAUAUUGUGUUAAUCAGAAUGACUUGAAUGGCCAAGAGAAGAUGAUAGGAAAUGUAACUGACAAUCAAAAAUUCACAGAGGACGUAGAUGUGAAAAGUGUCAGUGUAGAUAACGACCUGGAGGUUUUAUCAUCUUCUCCCACUGACUGUCCCGGGAGUUUGAACGGUGCCUGCCUGGAUGUGGGGGGUGGUGGGGAAGUGGACAUUUCUAGGGGUUUCCAGAACCUGCACUUGGAUGCUGCUCUUCACCCCGAUGACAUCCGUCUGGAGAUUCUGAACGGUAGCCCCGCUCCCGGGACCACACUGUACGAGUGUGUGGGCCAAGAUCCAGAAACUGCCUUCUGUACCCUUGCGAACAGGGAUGCGUCCAGUGCUGACGAGUGCUCCAUCCAGCACUGCUUAUACCAGUUCACCCAGAACGAGAAGCUCCGAGAUGCCAACAAGCUGCUGUGUGAAGUGUGCACCCGGAGACAGUGUGGUGCACCAAAGGCAAACCUGAAAGGUGAAAAGAAACAUGUUUACACCAAUGCCAAAAAGCAGAUGUUGAUAUCUCUCGCUCCUCCUGUUCUCACCCUUCACUUGAAGAGAUUUCAGCAGGCUGGUUUUAACCUACGCAAAAUUAACAAACACAUAAAAUUUCCGGAGAUCUUAGAUUUGGCUCCUUUUUGUACUGCUAAAUGUAAGAACGUGGCUGAAGAAAGCACCAGGGUGCUGUACUCCCUGUACGGAGUCGUGGAGCACAGCGGCACCAUGAGGUCCGGGCACUACACUGCCUACGCCAAGGCGAGAACGGCAAACAGUCGUCUCUCUGACCUUGUUCUCCGCGGGGAUGUCCCCCAAGAUUUUGAAAUGGAAUCAACCAAAGGGCAGUGGUUUCACGUCAGCGACAGCCACGUGCAAGCUGUGCCUACAGCGAAAGUCCUGAACUCACAAGCAUACCUCCUGUUUUAUGAGAGAAUACUCUAAGUUUUUAUAACAGCUGUGAUAAAAAUAAACAAGUGAAGACUAACUAAAUCAUGUUCACGGUAAAUUACGUCACCAGGAGAAAUCACGUGCUGAAAUAUUGAAGGAAACACCUGCAGAUUGACCACGGUUUUGUCCUGUCAUCUGUCGUCAUGGUGUUCCCGCCUGCUCCCAGGUUCUGGAUGGACUCUGAAUCAAGUCCUCUGGUUAACGUGUCUGUGGUGGUUACAGCACAUCAAUAAACUGACUUACCCCAACACUUGUUUUAUUAC